AUGUCGCUCGCAUCUUGCCCCGUCUCCGGCUCAGCUGGUGGACAAUGUCCCGUCAGCGGAACUUCACGCGCAGGUCAAAUGCGCCGCGGAUGCGCAUUCUCAGGCAUGGCCCAGCCUGGAGACAUUCAUGCCGCAUUUGAUAUUCCCCGUGGUGUUGAUGUUGAAGAUUGGCUUCGCACAAGAGAACAAAAGUCAAUCAACGAAUUGCUCUACACCAGCUACCCGUCCCGAAAAGAGGUCGACGGAGUCAAGACCCAGCAAGAGCUCGACAACAUGAACGCCAACGACCAUCAUUUGCUCGCCGUUGCCCUCGGAGCCCCAGCACGACAAGUAAUGCGACGUGCAGAGGAGAUUGGUCCCCAGACUGGAUGGCGCGAUGGAUACCUCAGUGUUGAACACGGCUUCUGUCCUCCCGACUAUGAGGAACCCGUCAGCGCUCUGGCGAGGUCUCCGGGAAGGAUAUGGUCCGAUCUGUGUGAGCGCAUGCCGGGAUGUUGCGCUCGAGGAAGAGUGAGGGAGGCGGUUGCUGCGUUGCCCCUAGUCGAAGGCACCGAAGAGUUCAUUCCCGACCAAGCUCUUUGGGCCGCGGUCGUGGCUCUCGGUAUGCUCUGCUCCAUCUACCGAUUCGAAGACAAGCACGACGGAAAAGAUGGAGUGGCAAUUCAAACCGGGACAUCAACCAGACCCCAAUGCCCAAUGGGCGAUGACCUCUGCGAGGAACUUGUGGGAAUUCCCCUCUGCAUCGCCCUUCCAUACUUCCAGAUUUCUCGAAGGAUGGGUAGGAUCUUGCCCCAUCUCUCAUUUCCCGACCAGGCUUCAUACAACCUCAAGAUUCGGGACCCCAAGUCCAACUAUCCGUAUCUUGCGAGAUUCGAAAACACAGAUCUCAGAUGGCCAAUGUUUGGGGAAAGGGCCGAGGUGGCAUUUCUCAAGGGAUGCGCCGACACAUCUGCCUCAUUUCAACAUGGCCCAGAUGCAAUCGCCGCUUGUCAAGAGCACGUCAUGACCGGCAAUGUCGAGGGCUUGCUUCACGAGAUGAUCCGUCUCAAGGAAAUUCUCGAGAGAAUGCCCAAUGCCUUUCACAGCAUCUCACCAAAUCCUAACGCGGGAGACAACUAUGUCUCUGCUGAUCGAUGGGUCAGAUGGGGACUCUUUUCUGCGCCCUUGUCUAGGCGAUGCCCGGCGGCAUCUGGUCUUCAGUUCCCUCCAUACCUGAUGAUGGAUGCAUUCUUGGGCCGAAAGACACACACAUCCUUCCUCGGCGUCGAGGCCGUCCAUCUUAGAGCAUGGCUCCCCUCCAACCACCGCGCCUUCAUAGCCGCCAUCCAAUACCACUACUCCAUCCCUGAGUUCGUCCAAAGAUCUGGCGACCCCCGCCUUAUGGGUGUCCUGGAAGGCAUCGUCGAAGCCUAUGCCGGCGAACGUGGCUUCAUGGGAGUCCACAGAUACAAAGUCUUUGGCAUCCUCGAAAUCGCAGGCAAAACAGGACGCACGGCGACAAACGGCCUUUCGGGGGCUGCUGAUGCGACGAGACCUUGGGAGGAGACUCAUCGACAGUUUUCGGAGGCUAUGAAAGAGAGGCUUGAGCCUUUUCGGGGAAAGCUUGAUAUUGAGCCUCAUUCUAUGCGUGGCACUUUUCAGGAGUGUCGGUAUGUGGCCAAAGUGGCUGGUUGCUCUGCCAUCGACAUGGAUCCGAGCCGUUCAACCGCCCUGGUCACUCUUGAUAUCAGAGACACUGGUAUCACUUUCGCUCCCGGAGAUCGUGUGGCAGUGAUGCCUCUGAACAGCUGGGAGGAAUGCGCAAAGAUGGUGGCGGCACUUGGGCUUGAUCAGCACCUCGAGGAGCCAGUUGACACUACAGGCAUGUGGUCGCGCUUCGAGCAACACCUAUCUUCCGUGAAAAGAAGUUCUCACAGGCAACUGACCGUCAUCGACAUUCUUCGACGUGGCCAUCUCGCUCCCAUCACCAAAGAACUUGCUGUCAAGGUGCAUGAGCUGCUGCAUGCCUCGUCCAAUACGGUAUUGCAAGUUCUAGCGACUGAGGAGUGGCCUGUUGGAGGUUCUCUGGGUGACCUCCUCCAGAAAGCCAUCACAGACACGCCGCCUCAAAUCUGGGACAAGGCCUUCAGUCUCGACAACCUGGACUGGCUGCCUGAGCUGGUGCAGCUCGAAGUUCCUCGCACCUACUCCAUCUCCAGCCACACCAACGAGUUGCUCCCCAACACAGUUGACUUGACCAUUUCUCGCGCUGAGUACAAACUGGGCUCCAUGUUCUCUCAAGGGCAGCACAUUACUCGGGCUGGUGUUUCGAGUGGCUUCUUCAACCCGCACCCAUCAUCAGCUGAGAGCUCAAUCUUGUCAGAUGACGUUCUACUUGGCGUUUCAAGGCCGGUUGCUUUCCAGCUCCCCAUUGAUCACAUGGCUCCCUGUGCAUUCUUCGCCGGAGGCAGUGGUAUUGCACCCUUCCGAAGUUUCUGGCAACACAGGCUUCAAACAUCAGGGUUGUCUGGAGGCCGCAAUCUGCUAUACCUCGGAGUUCAAUCUCGUGAGAGAUUCUGCUACGAAAAUGAGCUUCGGAAGUUGGUCAACAUGGGAUUUAUGGAGGUGCAUCUUGCCUUCUCCCGAGAUCCCCGUGGUUUGGCACAUGAUGAUGUACUCCGAGAUCUCGUGGAAAAGGAGACGCCGCCUCGUUAUAUCGAUUCCUUGAUCAUUGAGCAGGGAGCCACAGUCUGCGACAUGGUCAUGUCCAAGAAGCAAGGCGGUCUCGGAGGCUACCUCUACGUCUGUGGUUCAGUGUCCGUGUUUGACUCUGUUAUGAGCGGCAUCCGCAAGGCCAUGUACACAUACCGCACAGCAACCAUGGAAACGGUCGACCUCAUCAUCAACAAGGCCUUUGCAGAGCGACGGUUCAUGCUGGACGUUUUCAUGUCUCCCAAGGCCCUUCCUUGCAACCUCCCCACCAUCUCUCUCUCCAACCUGGCUCUUCAUACCGGUCAUCGCCCAGGAUCUCGGAUGUGGAUUGCUGUCCAUGGAAGCGUUUACGAUGUCACUGACUUUUGUCCUAUGCAUCCUGGAGGAACUCUCAUCAUCAAGUCUAAUGCGGGUGUUGACUGCACAAAUUCGUUUGACAACCUCGCGCACACCAACAACCCCGAGGUAUCGAGUCUCCUGACAAGGUACUUUAUCGGUCACUUGUCUCCCAAGCCCGAUUAUCAUGGAGACACGGAGCUGUCGACCCUUCAUGAUCUUUGGUCAGCUUACCUACGAGUCACCGUCGAGACUCUCGUAGCUCAUCAAUUCGAGAUGCACGAGAUUAUGGGGGCUUCUAUCGACUCACCAUCUGCUCACGACCCCAACGGUAUCACCAACAUCUGGCUUCGCGAAGGUCUUCCCAACAUCAUCGCUCUUCGAACCUUUUACGGCUAUCAAAGCCGUCUCUUGCAAGGCGGCUUCGCAGCUCUCUUCGGCCCCAAGCUAGAAGAGUUAGUCCUCCGCCUCUCUUUCAGCUUUGCCAGUGCUGGAGGACCAGGAGCGGCAUAUAAAUUGCCUGAUAUUCUUGGAACAAUUGCUCGAGCCAAGACAAGUCAAGACGCAGCUCACAGCACGAAGGAGAUCAGUUCCCUCGGAGACUUCAUCUGUGAUCCCAGCUCCGAGUUGCGCUUCCAAGAACGAGGAGUCUUUUCCUACGCCACCAAGAGCGUGCAGCUCGAUAUUGAGCUUUUGGAAAAUCUCCGACAAGAAGCUUGUAACGGUAUGGAUGCCUUUGAGAGCAUUGCCUCCGUCCUUGACUCUCCAGACAAGUUUGACGCCGAUUCCACUCCUAUCGCUGCAUUGUCCGCCUUCCUCCUGCAGACUCUUGAGAGAAUGGCACAUCGGUUGUCCAUGUUCUAUGCUCAGUUGGCUCGUCUCUCAGUUUACCAACCCGAGCUUGAGCAUAACCCUGCGCGCACGCGAUGGGCUUCUGUUCGACGAUGCAUCCGCGAUGGUACCUUUUUCGUUCUCACCCAAGCUGUCGACACUGAAGCUUUGAUGGACGGCCAGUCAAACUCAUAUUACAUGUCUGGAAAGUCAAGGCAGAAAACUCACUUCGAGAGUAUUCUAUCGCAAGUCAACGAGCGUAUCAAUUCAUCUUCUGCAGAGGAACCUUCUAAGACAGCCCAACCAACUUCAGUCAACGCGAUUCAUCACGAGAGGGGCAGGACCGUUACCAAAGAUACCACCGUCGCCUCAGCUGCAUCUCGUCUGAACGUCGGAGCGAUUGCAAGCAUGGAAAGCUUCAUGAAGAAGAACAAGACCGAAAUUCGCCGUCUUAGCACCAUGCCAAGUCCUUUCCAGCUGGAGCAUCUCCAGAAGGCACUCUCUUCGAUGAACCCCAACGCUCUGGCUUCCAGUCACGGGGUGUCCGUGGGUAAAAUGCCCGGGUACGAUAGUCUCAUGUCUCUGGCCUCUCGGACAACUGGCUCUUCUAGAAAGAGCUCAUUCAGUGCCGCUUCCAGCGCAGGCUCUCUAACGCCAUACCCCAACAUGCAAGGACCACCAACGCCACCUAGCGAUGCAAAUAUGGCGCUGCAAAUGAAGCUGGUGGGACUAAACAGAAGGCAACGCACUCAGUCCACGACGUCCAUGCACAACUUCACGUCGGCCUCUGAGGUUGCAAUGCCCUCUGAUGAUGAGUCUGACGCAGGUCUCACCGCGGCCUCGUUCGCCCAACACUCGUUCGUCAGAGACUCGUUCACCAGAGACGCGUUCGUCAGAGACUGGAUCGUCGGAGUCUCACAAGGCUGGGGACGAGAAUCCACACACUUGCUACCUAAUUUGGACUCAGUCAUAGAUCCCCUUCGGCAUGGGUCCAGUCAAAUUUCUCUCCAGGGUUUUUCAGGGUCACCCCACGAGCCCCGACAAAGACAAGAGCCUCCUAUUGAUGGAUACAACGAGCGCUUCCGUAAUCCGGAGGUGGGCCAGGCUGAGCUCAUAGGGGUCGGAUCUGUCAUACAAGGUUAUACAGGUCGCCCACUUAGAGAUGACCUGAGUGAAGCGGACAAAGAGUCGGACGAGGAUUCAUCCAGUCAGCACGGUUCAGCCGGCCCUUCUAAUUUUAAACCCUCGUUCAAUUCGCAGGUAAGGAAAUUUGUCAACGAAGGUCUACAUUCUCUGUGGGAUUCGGAGCAGGGCCGACAGAUUCAAGAGGUCACAUCAGAGAUCCUGUAUUCCCUUCCAGAUAGCAUCGAGAUUGUGGAGAAUCCAGCACGUUCCUUGACGAAAAGACUGAGAGAUUUCAUCCACAUCUGGUUUGGAAGCGAAUGGGAUUGGUCGCUUCUUGGUCCAUCGAGGAACCUACCUCUUGGAUAUACUCUAUUAGUCUGGAAAUGUGUUUGCCAAGACACUCGGAUAGUGGCCGUGCCUGAGUUGUUCGCCCAAGGGCUAGUGGAAAUCAGAAAGCCACUGAGCCAUGGCGGCAGCCCUCAAUCUCAGUCUUCCCGCAAUUUACAGCCCUAUCCUCGUCAAAGUCCUGUACCAAUGCAGCAGUCUCCUGUCAUCGCUACGGCUCCUUCAGUCGUCAUACCUAUGCCAGUGAACAUUAGACAUGUUCACUUCAUGGUCGACUCGGAUGGACUUCGUCAUCGGGCAUUCGAAUCUCAAUUUCUGUCCAACGAACAACUUUUUGACAGACUGCGCCUUGACUACCGCCAGCUAAAAGGGUGGUUUAGGACAUGGUUUGGGUUAUCAAUAUUCUCACAUUGCGAUUUUUACAGGUUCGAAAUGUGGACAUACGACCGAUUUUGCGAGAGGGAACGUGGCAUUCCUCCCCACUCGGAAGAUGGGUAUUUCUACGAGCCCAGACCCAUGGACAGUGAACCCCCGAUCUCCAAGCACGAGUUUUACGACCGUUCCUACCAAAGAGUCGCACACGAGCGGCUCAUGGCAACUCAUGGGAGUCUGUACAAUGACCAUGACGCUGUGGAUAGGAUCCCGCAGAAAGAGGGCCUCGACGACAUCGGAACUCGAGGUCGGCAACAGUUUUGGGGCAUCAUCGCCCGGGAGAAGAAGUCGGGGUUGAGGAUGUUGAUUUACAUUCUCGUUUCGUCCCUUCCUGGCCUCAUAUUUCUGUUCUUGUGGUUGUUCGUUCUGGACCAGGAUGGCCUUCAAGAUGCGUCAACCCUACUCAUCCUUUCUUUCACUUUGCUCGGCGUCGUAUACGCGGCACAACUACUUUAG
Molecule: messenger RNA, 6216 nt
Organism: Fusarium keratoplasticum
Lineage: Eukaryota; Fungi; Ascomycota; Sordariomycetes; Hypocreales; Nectriaceae
Product: Cytochrome b5 heme-binding domain-containing protein
Exons: 10
Coding region: 1-6216 (2071 amino acids)
Cellular component (GO): cytosol
Molecular function (GO): flavin adenine dinucleotide binding; NADPH-hemoprotein reductase activity; FMN binding
Source: RefSeq, a predicted model, not a curated record